This is a messenger RNA of Capsicum annuum, 549 nucleotides long. RefSeq names its product craniofacial development protein 2-like. The record is from RefSeq and is a predicted model, not a curated record. The transcript has 3 exons. Gene Ontology annotation, cellular component: nucleus. Gene Ontology annotation, biological process: chromatin remodeling. Bases 1 to 549 code for a protein of 182 amino acids. NCBI's taxonomy places the organism in Eukaryota, Viridiplantae, Streptophyta, Magnoliopsida, Solanales, Solanaceae.
AUGUACACGGCCUGUGCUAGCACGGACUCAAUGUACUGCAAAUUCAGAUCUGGCAUAACUUCUCAGGCGUCGGCAACACGAUUCCGGCGACUAAUUUCCGCCGCAAAUUGCCGGAAUCAGGCGACUCAACAAAGCUUGGAUGAUGAAGAGAAGAAGAGAUUUUGGGAGGAUUUGGACGAGAUGGUAAGGGGUGUUCCCAGUAAUGAAAAACUUUUCAUAAGAGGCGAUUUCAAUGGGCACAUUGGGUCUUCUUCGAGAGGAUAUGAUGAUGUGCAUGGAGGCUAUAGGUUCGGUGUAAGAAAUGUUGAAGGAGUGACACUUCUAGAUUUUGCUCGGGCGUUUAGAUUGGUAGUAGGCAAUUUUAACUUUCCCAAAAAGGAGGUCCACUUGACUACCUUUUAUAGUUCGAUGUCCAAGACUCAAAUUGUCUUCUUGUUCCUCAAGAAAGGAGAUAGGGGUAUUUGUAAGGAUUGUAACGUUUUACCGAGUGAGAGUAUUUCGACCCAACAUAGGAUUUUGGUCAUGGACUUGGAGAUCAGGAAGGAGUAG